Xiphophorus couchianus (Monterrey platyfish) is the source of this 6095-nucleotide messenger RNA. RefSeq names its product CSC1-like protein 2. Gene Ontology annotation, cellular component: plasma membrane. NCBI's taxonomy places the organism in Eukaryota, Metazoa, Chordata, Actinopteri, Cyprinodontiformes, Poeciliidae. The transcript has 24 exons. Bases 317 to 2809 code for a protein of 830 amino acids. Gene Ontology annotation, molecular function: calcium-activated cation channel activity; nucleic acid binding. The record is from RefSeq and is a predicted model, not a curated record.
UGUUAGACUGGUUCUAGUUAGCGACUUUUGUCCCACCGGCAUACAGACUGACUCAGCCGCGGUGGCGGAGCAAUGUUUAUGUGUACUAACAGCUAGAAAUAGAGUUUCACUUUCUAAUUUCGUUUAGUUUGCUUCAGUUUUUGUCGCUGACACUCGUUGGACUUAGAUUAUCCAAGAGUUAGUUGCCUGAUAGUCUCAACCUGUUCUCGAAGAGCUAAGUCGCUAGCUUCUACUUGGAUACAGUGGGCAGUUUUUCCUCACUGCUGCGCAUUAUUAGAAAGGUGUCAGCAUGCUGCAGUAAUUGAAUUACAGAUUGAUGAAGAUCACAAUGGGCUCCUGGUUGGGGCCUCAGUGUAACAAUGGGAACUGCUCGACCAACAGCUCCAAAGAAUUCUGCUAUUCGGGCCGAAUUCGCAGCACCGUACUCCAAGGAUUGCCGUUUGGUGGUGUCCCUACUGUCCUCGCCCUUGACUUUAUGUGCUUUUUGCUGCUGCUGUUCGUCUUUUCUGUGUUGAGGAAGCGAGCGUGGGACUAUGGGCGCCUCGCCCUGGUGACUGACGCCGACAGAAAAAAAGAGAUCGAUCAACGGUAUAGCCGUCUGGAUGAUCGGGAAUACGUGAAUUCCCCUUUGCCAGAACCAAAUGAACGCUAUGCACGCCUCACGUCCGUAUCAAGCUCAAUGGACAUGGACCCGAGAGACACAGGCUUUUGCUCCUGGCUAACAGCCGUCUUCCGUAUCAAGGAAGAGGAAAUAAGGGACAAGUGUGGUGAAGAUGCAGUUCACUACUUGUCUUUUCAGCGGCACAUCAUUGGCCUGCUUGUAGUCGUGGGUGUGCUCUCUGUGGGCAUAAUCUUGCCUGUUAACUUCUCGGGGAACCUUUUAGACGACACUGCCUAUAGUUUUCCACGAACCACUAUAGGAAAUCUAGAUACAGAGAACAAACUACUAUGGUUACACACUAGCUUUGCAUUUCUCUACCUGCUGCUAACGGUGUACAGCAUGAGGCGGCACACGUCAAAGAUGCGCUACAAAGAGGACGAUUUGGUGAAACGCACUUUAUUUGUUAAUGGCAUCUCACAAUAUGCAGAAGAGAGGGAGAUAAAGCAACAUUUUGAGCUUGCAUACGAAAACUGCAUUGUCCUGGACGCUCGUAUCUGUUACAAUGUAUCGAAGCUGAUGUAUCUCAGCUCUGAAAGAAAGAAGGCAGAGCGUAGCAAAAAAUUCUUUCUUGAUCUGCAAGAUAAGGAGAAUGAGAAAACCAUGAUUAACCCCAAGCCUUGUGGACACCUUUGCUGUUGCAUCAUUAAAGGUUGCGAACAGGAAGAAGCUGUGAGUUAUUAUGCCAAGCUGGAGGCACAAUUAAGGGAUGAAUACAGGAAAGAGAGAGAGAAAGUUAACAAGAAGCCUUUAGGAAUGGCCUUCGUCACUUUUCAAAAUGAGGCCACAACUGCCAAAAUUUUAAAGGACUUUAAUGCUUGCAAGUGCCAAGGCUGCUACUGCCGUCGUGAACCCAAGAGCUCUCAGUUCAGCUCCAGGCUGCACACCUCCAACUGGACCGUCACUUACGCCCCCGAUCCACAAAACGUCUACUGGGAGCAUCUGUCAUUGGGAGGAUUUAAAUGGUGGGUCCGCUGCUUCAUCAUCAACUGCGUCCUAUUCCUUCUCUUGUUCUUUCUGACCACCCCAGCCAUUAUCAUCACCACCAUGGACAAGUUUAACGUCACCAAACCAGUGGAGUACUUAAAUAACCCCAUCGUAACCCAGUUCUUCCCCACCCUCCUGCUGUGGUCUUUCUCGGCUUUGCUUCCCACCAUUGUCUACUACUCCGCUUUCUUCGAAGCCCACUGGACCCGGUCAGGAGAGAACAGAACCACAAUGCACAAAUGCUACACUUUCUUGAUCUUUAUGGUCCUGUUGCUGCCCUCCCUUGGACUCAGCAGUUUGGAUGUUUUCUUCCGCUGGCUUUUUGACAAAAGUUUUUUGGAUGAAGCUACAGUGAGGUUUGAGUGUGUGUUCCUCCCUGACAAUGGAGCCUUCUUUGUGAACUACGUCAUUGCUUCUGCAUUCAUUGGUAAUGCUAACGACCUGUUGAGGAUCCCCGGUUUACUGAUGUACAUGAUCCGCCUGUCCUUGGCUCGCUCUGCAGCCGAGAGGAGGAACGUGAAGAAGCACCAAGCUUAUGAGUUCCAGUUUGGUGCAGCUUACGCCUGGAUGAUGUGUGUCUUCACUGUGGUUAUGACCUACAGUAUCACCUGCCCAAUCAUCGUCCCAUUUGGGCUGAUGUACAUGCUGCUGAAACACCUAGCAGAUAGGUACAACAUGUACUAUGCCUAUCUGCCAACAAAACUGGACAAGAAGAUCCAUUAUGGAGCUGUUAACCAGGUGGUAGCGGCUCCUAUCCUCUGCCUCUUUUGGCUUCUGUUCUUUUCCACCGUUCGCUCUGGGUUUACUGCUUCAACAUCCAUGUUUACUUUUGUGGUUCUGAUCAUCACAAUCAUCAUUUGCCUUUCUCACGUCUGCUUUGGGCAUUUUAAGUACUUAAGUGCUCACAACUACAAGAUUGACCAGGAAGUGGAUGGAAUGGAGGACGGACAUUCAGCAAGCCCUUCAUCUGCCGGCAAGACAACGCAAACAUACAUAUGUCAAGUACUUCAAGAUCCCUCGUCGGAGGAGGCUGGAUCAGGCAACGGAGAGGACGACGGGCAGGGGUCCUCGCAGGAUGAGGAAAUGAUCCAGGCUGGAAACAACCUGACCAGCGACUUCCAGUCCGGGGAGGCCAGUCUCAUUGAGAACGAGGUGCGGCAGUGAGGCAGUCUGGGACACGAAGACUAACGUCAAACGAAACUUGAUGAGUGCACUAAAUGUGUGACGUUAACAUGGAAGUGAACCAGCAGUUCACCAAAGCAUCUCAGCCUCCAUCAAGGGACCUUCCCCUGACUAACAUAAGCACACCGUCUACUAAGGAUUCAAUAGUUGUUUCUCAAGGACGUCUUCUUCAUCAGGUCUCGUAAAAGAACAUCUAGUGGGAAUCUACUUUGACGAGGCAAGAGCGGAAAAGACAAGGCUCUACCCAAACACUGCUUAUCAACCAAUGGAAGAAGAUGCUGAUGCACAAAUAAAGAGGUUUUGCCUUUUUUUGUGAAGGGAGAGAAGUUCUCUGUAUUUUCUUAACUUUAUUGUACUUGAAUGUUAGGAACGGGGAGCUCAGGUUUCUCUGAGGUACUGCAUUGUCGCAUGUAAAUUCAAAGGAUGGAGCAACUGUUUUUUUGUUGUUUUUUUUUCUCGUAAUGCUUCAUCGGUGUGUCUAACUGUCAGCUUUAGAAGCUUCCCAUGAAUUAGCAACUUACUAAUGUCGGCCUAAUUGGAGCUUUAGCGACGGAUUUAAAACGGUUCUUCCAAUUCCAUAGGAGCCUUUAAAGAUAAAAGAAAUUGCUACUAACACUCCUGGAGGCUUUGACACUACAUCUAUACAACUCUGGAUUUGUGAAGUAGCCUUUUUCGACCUGAUAUUUAUUGUAAGCAUGAUAUUUUUAAAUUCUGUCCAGCCUGAUGCUACUUUAAACUGUGGAAUAUGGUAUUUAAUUCAUCGUAGCACACUACACUGGCACAAUGCUCAACCUCUGAGCCUUUGUAGGGACUGCUGCUCCUGAUGUUGCCCCCCUAUGCCAGAAUAGGGCGGGGUUCCUUGCACAGCUACCGCAACAGAAACUGGAGGCUGAGAAUCUGUUGCUCAGAGGAGGCCUUUUCAGAUGACACUAUGACUAGUUCUUUAUGCAUCGUUUUUGUUUAAAUCUUCUCGUUAAUGUUUACAGCUUGACGUAGAGGUUAGAGAAUAGGCAUCGAAUUUAGAUGGCUGCUUACAGUUUUAUGAUUUGGUUAAAUUCAUUUCUCACCCCAUCCCUCUUUACUAACUUUUUAUUUACAGACUUUGCGACGUACAGUAGUAGUCAGACGUUUAUCCAACACAUCAUCAGAGUGAAGCAGGCGAUGUGGCUAUACAACAAGCAAAUUCAGCAAAAGUGUUUAAAAAAAGCUAACUGGGUGCACAAGUUUGUGGGUUUAGACAAAUUUCAAUACAUGUCCUAAGCAAGAUGUAGAGAAACCUCCGUUUUUGUUGUCACAAACAAAUUUCUGAUAGAUUUUUUUGUUUCAGUCUUUGUCCACUCUUCAUAUCAGAAACAGCUGACUUCAUAUAAGCUGGCUGGCUUUCUUUCAUGAGGUCUUUACGCCAUUACAGAAGCUUAAUUUCUUGCUGUAUUGAUUCCAUGAAUGUUUGGGAACAUUGCACCAUUGAGACUCCUGAAUAUGCCUCAAGCUGUUAAUUUGAGGUGAAGUUGAAGAGUUUAGAGGUAGCCUCCUUAAUAUUCCACACAAUCAGCCUCUUAGAUUGGCAGGGAAACAGUCUCUUAGCAUGAUGCAUGACUGUUGGUACAUUGUCAUCGUGAUCAGAUUUCAGUUCAGUUUGGAGCAGGAGCUUUUUAUCUUGAUACCUUCCAGUUUUAUAUUCCUGAGCCUUUUGGUUCCUGAACAUCGUUAACAAGUUCAGGUGGUUGAAACUUGGACUUCAUCAGCUUCAUCAAAGAUCCUUUACACUCGUCAAAACUGAUCUUGUAAUGGAUAAAGCUAAAAUCAUUAAGCUUCUGGAAUGGUACUGACCUCAGUUCUACUGAAUAUAUAGGGGAAAAAAUCCUUGGUAAUUCAAACUUGUUCUCCCAAUUCUUAAUUUUGAAACUUCCUUGGAGUUAUUUGUCGUUUAAUCAAUUCCCUCUAGAAUAAAAUAGACUCAUGCAUAAAAAAAACUCAAAUUAACAGCAUUCGCGCCAAUGAUGAUUGUUUGUGAACAACUGACUCAUACCGUAUGUUGGAAAUGUUAAUUUCCUGUAGUAUUUGAGUUCUGUUACAAUUUCUCAUUGCUCUGUACCUAAGGCAGUAGGUUUAGGUAUCUAAACCUACUGCCCAUAACAUGUCAGGUCUUGGCUGCAAUAGUUAAGCGCUCACAUUAUAGAUGCUCCAAUGAAGAAGUUUUACAUUUUUGUACCACUUUAUAAAAACAAUGUAACUAUAAAAGAAGAAAUCACCUGUCCUACAAGGAUGUCUCCAUACUUAUCUUCCAGAUUAAUUUAGUUUUCUGAAGUUUCUUCUCAUUGACUCUAACCAAAUGCUAACAUGUCAUAACAAAUCAUUUAAAAUCUAGUGCCCAUGCAGUUUCUCAGGAUCUUUUGAAUUUUUACUUUAAUUUUAUUUUUUUAAACGCAACACUAUGACUUGCCCCAUUAACCUUCAAGGAAACCAUUGGUGAAUAAUGCAACAAAAAAAAACAACAACCACUAAUCAAUCACUGUUGGAUAUAAUGCACUAAUAUUUCUCUCACUGAUAUGACUGACAGAGUAGUACGUGGAAACUGCAAUAGGCCAAAAUGGCCUCCAUUUGGUUUGAUGGCAUCAUUCGUUGACGCAUCGCGGUUCGAGUAAGACUGUUGACCUGACACUACUGUAUUUAUCUGCUGCUUCUCUUGUCAUGAUAAGGUGACUUGCUUUAUACCUCUUUUAUACAUGUGGGAUAACUGCAAAUCUCUGAAUGUGUCCAGUCAGGAUAACAAACACUGUCACACUGUGAGGGAGAUGGGUUUUUUAGCACCUACUGUAGUCUUUGUUCGAUAAAUAAAAUGUUACUAAUGAAUCUCUGAAAGAACUGUUUCCCAGCUAAUCAGGAAUUGAAUGUUUUAUACUGUAGCUACUCGUCUAUGUCUAGUUGUUUGUUUUCACAUUUCAUUGGAUUCUUAAAGCUGAUCAUGUGUUUCAUUUGUACUCAUUUAGUUCUGUUUAAAUCACUGGAAUAACUGGAAAGAAAUGUUUUGUUUUCAUCAACAGCCAACAGAUCAUCAUAAUAAUGUCUACACUAUAUAUUUAGAAAAACUGUGUGUGCACACUAAAUAUGUUUAAAUGUCUGUUUUGUAGAUUAAUGUUACAUGUUAAAGUAACAGUAGAAUUCAGCCUAUAACUCUGUCAUUGUCUCCAUUGCCCCAUGCAGAUAUUUGCUGUAUGCAUCUGUUCUGCCAUGGAGAUGUCUCAUCAAUAAAUCUGCAUCUAAUCAA